Molecule: messenger RNA, 1164 nt
Organism: Pygoscelis adeliae (Adelie penguin)
Lineage: Eukaryota; Metazoa; Chordata; Aves; Sphenisciformes; Spheniscidae
Gene: DNASE1L3
Product: deoxyribonuclease I-like 3
Exons: 8
Coding region: 13-936 (307 amino acids)
Biological process (GO): programmed cell death involved in cell development; apoptotic DNA fragmentation
Cellular component (GO): nucleus
Molecular function (GO): DNA nuclease activity
Source: RefSeq, a predicted model, not a curated record
AAGUCCCUGAAGAUGUUGCUCUUCAUCUUGCUUUCGCUCUUCAAUUUCAACCCAUCUCUGAGCCUAAAAAUCUGCUCCUUCAAUGUGAGGUCUUUUGGAGAAACAAAAAUAGCCAGACCUGAAGUUGUUGAUGCCGUGGUAAAGAUAAUUUCUCGCUGUGACAUCAUGUUGCUGAUGGAAAUAAAGGAGAACAAGAACCGGGUUUGUCCUCUCCUGGUGGAGAAGCUCACCAGUCAGCUGAAGGGGCCGAAGGAGGAAUACAGCUGCGUGGUCAGCGAGAGGCUGGGAAGGAAGAGCUACAAGGAGCAGUAUGCCUUCAUCUACAGGCAACAUCUGGUAUCGGUGAAACAAACCUACCAGUACCCUGACACCCAGCCUGGCGACGAGGAUGCCUUCUCCAGAGAGCCCUUUGCCAUCUGGUUCAGGUCUCCAAAAACUGCUGUCAAAGAGUUUGCUAUAAUCCCUCUGCACACCACACCAGAGACAGCAGUACGGGAGAUUGAUGAGCUCUAUGAUGUGUAUUUAGAUGUAAAACAGCGCUGGAAAAUCGAGAACUUCAUCUUCAUGGGGGACUUUAAUGCUGGAUGUAGCUACGUUCCCCAAAAGCAGUGGAAGAACAUCCGGCUGAGGACUUACUCCGAAUUUGUCUGGCUAAUCGGCGACAAAAAUGACACGACUGUGAAGAGAAGCACAAGCUGCCCGUAUGACAGGAUCGUGGUCAGCGGGCAGAAGCUCAUCCACGCCAUCGUGCCACACACUGUCAACAUCUUUGAUUUCCAGAAGGACUUUCAGAUGACUGAGGAGCAGGCGCUGGGGGUGAGCGACCACUUCCCUGUAGAGUUUGAGUUAAAAACAAGAGACGGCUUCUUCAACUGGCUGAAAUCGCGGUUUUCAAAGAAGAGGAGACCAAGAAAGAGCCGCCACUUGAGCUCAUGAGUGUGCUGAGUCCUCUCACGUGGCAUGGAAAUACACAGAUGCCAGCAGAUCUUGUAGAAGACUAGUGUAGAUAUACUGACAGCAAGUGCAAUAUUUAGUGGAAAAAAAACCCAAAUAUUUUGUUAAACUUCAAAUAUUUUGGGUCAGAAGGUGAAUUAAAACUUCAGGCUAUUUUCCUUAUUGUACGCGAAAAUAAAUCAACUAGAAGCAGCACACUAGACUUACGUA